This is a messenger RNA of Auxenochlorella protothecoides, 777 nucleotides long. Its product is annotated as Platelet-activating factor acetylhydrolase IB subunit beta. Lineage: Eukaryota; Viridiplantae; Chlorophyta; Trebouxiophyceae; Chlorellales; Chlorellaceae. The record is from RefSeq and is a predicted model, not a curated record. The coding region runs from base 1 to 777 and encodes 258 amino acids. The transcript is spliced from 5 exons.
AUGGACCUUUUGGAAGAGAAGCCUAGACCCGAGGGCUGGUGGACCGACCUGCACCAGCAGUAUGUCGACGCCAUGGCAGAGGCAGACAAGGGCGAGGGCUACAAGGUCAUCUUCUAUGGCGAAGGGAUUACAGAGGGGUGGCAGGGCACCUUCCAAGGGAAGCCGGUCGAUCGUGCAAAGGAUGUCACAGUCACGUUCAACGCCACGUUUGCGACCCCAUAUGGCGCGGCGGCGUUUGGCAUCGCCGGGGACGGCGUGGACUCCUUGGCCUGGCGCCUCUUCCAUGGGGAGCUACCCACGCGCAACCCCCCCAAAGUCAUAGUGCUCAACAUCGGGAGCAACGACCUGGAGCGCGCCCGCCGCAGCUCCCCCUCCCCACACCAGGUGGAGGAGUCCAUCUGGAAGGCUGUGCCGCACGUCACAAUGAGGAUCCUGAGCACCAUCCGCCGCAUCCGGGACCUGCUCCCCGACACAGUGGUCGUACUGCAGGCCGUACUGCCACGCGGCGUGGACGGCCCCGACCCCUUCCGCCUGCCCAACCUCUUCACUUGGCCGCUGUAUGUGGUGAACGAGCACCUCAGCCACUUUGCCAGCGAGGAUGACAAUGUGCAAUUCGUGGACUGCGAGGACCAUGUGCUAACCAAUGAGGGGAGCCUGGACCCGGCUGCGCUGCCAGACGGCGUGCACCCCUCGGCGCCGGCCUACCAGCACAUCUCCCGCUGCCUCGACAUCCUGAUCGGGGUGCUGGUGGAGGACCCACUUGCUGGGCGUGCAUGA